Messenger RNA from Quercus robur (English oak), 1171 nucleotides. RefSeq names its product fasciclin-like arabinogalactan protein 7. Lineage: Eukaryota; Viridiplantae; Streptophyta; Magnoliopsida; Fagales; Fagaceae. The transcript has 2 exons. The record is from RefSeq and is a predicted model, not a curated record. Bases 213 to 1007 code for a protein of 264 amino acids.
UUAUAUUUGUAAUUUUUCAGCACCAGCUGGUACCACCACCAUCCCCAUUGUCUUUUAUCUUUACUAAUAAUUAAUCCAUCUUUAUAUAGACUCAUCACAUUCAAUCUUCAUUGCACUGUCAUCACUACUACCACCUCUCUCUCUCUCUCUCUGAAUUCCUCUUGGUCAGGAAUUUGGAGAGUCCGGUCACAUCAGGAAGCAAGAUAAGAUCUAUGAAAAACAUGGAAUCUCCAAUGAUUUUUAUUGUCUGCAGUGCCCUGCUUCUUCUGUGUACUUCAACAGCUUAUGCUCAGACUGCUAAAUCUCCCCCAAUAAGCCCAACCCCAACCCCAAGCCCAGCACCAGCACCAGCACCAGAGUAUGUCAACCUCACAGAUUUACUCACUGUGGCUGGUCCAUUCCAAACCUUCCUUACCUACCUGCAGUCCACCAAAGUCCUAGAUACCUUCCAAAACCAAGCCAACAACACUGAGGAAGGUGUUACCAUAUUUGUACCAACAAAUAGUGCCUUCUCAUCUCUUAAGAAGCCUUCUCUAUCCAAUCUAACUCAAGACCAGCUCAAGUCACUCUUGCUCUUCCAUGGCUUGCCCCAUUUCUACAGCUUAGCUGACUUCAAGAACCUUACCCAAUUGAGUCCUGUACCCACCUUUGCCGGUGGGCAAUACACAUUGAACUUCACCGAUGUAUCUGGGGUAGCAAAAAUUAGUUCAGGAUGGUCAAACACCAAGGUGAGCAGUAGUGUGCAUUCCACUGACCCUGUUGCAAUUUACCAAGUUGAUAAGGUCCUCCUCCCUGAGGCAAUCUUUGGCACUGACAUCCCUCCAACCCCGGCUCCAGCACCAUCUCCAGACAUUGCACCCGCUGCCGAUACUCCAUCUGGGACAACCAGUGGAGGCAAGGCAUCUACAACAUCUUCACCAAGCAAUUCUUCAUAUAAAAUGAUCAGCUGGGGGAUUUGGAGUCAGUUGGUUUUGGCACUUUCAGGUGUGCUGGUCUUGUUCUUGUGAGGGAGCAUUUGUUGAAUCAAUUCAUUUUUAUUAAGGGGGGUAUAUUCGGAUUUGGUUCAUUUGCUUUGAUAUGAGACCAUUUUUUGAACAUAUUUGUUAUGGAAUUUAUGUAUGAGAAUGUGAUUUACCAUUAUUCAAAAUGCAUUCUGUUUGAUUUAUUAUAA